Molecule: messenger RNA, 1252 nt
Organism: Aedes albopictus (Asian tiger mosquito)
Lineage: Eukaryota; Metazoa; Arthropoda; Insecta; Diptera; Culicidae
Exons: 2
Coding region: 401-979 (192 amino acids)
Source: RefSeq, a predicted model, not a curated record
GCCACGUUCUAAUCGACGGUAAAUUCUUCUAGGAUAUAACGAAUGUCCGCACAUACCGCAGUGCGAAUAUAGAUUCGGAUCACUACUUAGUCGCUGUAUGCAUGCGCUCAAAACUUUCGACAGUUAUCACCACGCGUCGAAGUCGAACGCCGCGGCACAACAUCGAGCAACUUCGUAACGUACAAGUGGCUCAAGACUACGCGCAGCAGUUAGCAGUGGCUCAACCAACGGAAGAGCAGCUUGGCGCAGCUACACUUGAAGAUGGCUGGAGGGACAUCCGAUCCGCCAUAGGUAGUACCUCGGCUACAGCACUAGGCUUCGCGACUCCGAAUUACAGAAACGACUGGUACGACGGCGAAUGUGAACAGUUGAAAACGAGAAGAAUGCAGCAUGGGCGAGAAUGCUGCAACACCGUACGAAAGCGAAUGAGGCACGUUACAAACAGGCGCGGAACAGGCAGAACUCAGUCUUCCGGAUGAAGAAGCGCCAGCAGGAAGAACGAGAUCGAGAAGCGAUGGAAGAGCUGUUCCGCGCUAAGGACACACGAAAGUUCUACGAGAAGCUGAACCGCUCGCGCAGAGGCUUUGUGUCACAAGCCGACAUGUGCCGAGAUAAUCACGGGAAUAUUCUCACUAGCGAGCGUGAGGUGGUCGAGAGGUGGCGGCAGCAUUACGAUGAGCACCUCAAUGGCGACGUUGCAAGAACCGAAGGUGGCGUGGUAACAGAUCUAGGAGUAUGUGCACAGGACGAAAGACUUCCGGCUUCUGACCUUCAAGAGAUUGAGGAGGAGGUUGGCCGGUUGAAAAACAACAAAGCCGCUGGAGCAGAUCAACUACCAAGCGAGCUUCUAAAAUACGGUGGAGAAGCACUGGUGAGAGCACUACACUGGGUCAUUACCAAGAUUUGGGAGGAGGAAGUAUUACCGGAGGAAUGGAUGGAAGGUUGGAUUGCGGGAACUACCGCGCGAUCACACUACUGAGCGCUGCCUACAAGAUACUCACUCAAAUUUUAUGCCGCCGUCUAUCACCGAUUGCAAGAGAGUUCGUGGGGCAAUAUCAGGCUGGAUUUAUGGGUGAACGCGCUACAACGGACCAGAUGUUCGCCAUCCGCCAGGUGUUGCAGAAAUAACGCGAAUACAACGUGCCCACGCAUCACUUGUUCAUCGAUUUCAAAUCGGCGUAUGAUACAAACGAUCGAGAACAGCUAUGGCAGAUUAUGCACGAAUACGGAUUCCCUGAUAAACUGAUACGGU